UCGGAAUUCUUCACCCAAUAUUAGAAACUUCGUCUGCUUCAAAGUAACAAAACAAAAGAACUUGUCAAAAGAAACAGUCAUAGUUAGUGGGAAAUAUUGACAUAUUCGGCUGUCUGUAAAAACAAAAGAAAAAGAAACAAGUAAUUGUAAAGCCCGGUUAUAAAUAUCAGACUCUUUGGCUGAGCUGCGGAGGGAAAAUAUGUCGGUGAUCAGGGGCAACUCCCUACUGGCACUGGUACACCGAACAGCUAGAAACCAAACUCUCUUCAGACAUGUCACACACACAGCACAAUACUCUACCAGCCAGCCAACAACCAGAACUUCUGAGGAACUCAAGAAUUUCAAACCAGUCUAUAAAUUACCUUAUAUAGUUCAUGCCAGGGUACUAUGCAGGCUAAAAUUGUACCAAACUGCUGUAGUUUUGUGUCUCACCGGAGCAUCAGUUGCAACACAAGCUGAUCUUUUUUUUCCUUUAACUGUUUGUACAGUUUCCCUAACAAUGCUCAGUAUCAUGGGCGAAUUUUUCCGCAAAUUAAUUGGAAUUCUAUAUGUUAAUCCCGCAACAGAUGAAGUACGAAUUGCUCAUUUAAAUUUUUGGGGAAACCGAAAAGAAAUUAUAAGGUCCAUCAACGAUAUCGUUCCUCCGUCUGAUAUCGGUGAAAAUAUAUCUGAUGCCUUCGUAAAAUUAAAAUUUGUUGACAAAUCGACCCCUAAUUUGUACUUGAGUGUAAAAUACGGUCGAAUUCUAGACAAAGAUUUGUUUCAGCGUGUUAUCGGUGAGGACAUGAAUAGGCAGUGAUAUCUAUCAAAUAAACAAUUGUGUAGGCUAUCGA
Molecule: messenger RNA, 833 nt
Organism: Daphnia magna
Lineage: Eukaryota; Metazoa; Arthropoda; Branchiopoda; Diplostraca; Daphniidae
Product: transmembrane protein 186
Exons: 2
Coding region: 200-799 (199 amino acids)
Cellular component (GO): mitochondrion
Source: RefSeq, a predicted model, not a curated record